Messenger RNA from Diprion similis, 2670 nucleotides. RefSeq names its product dynactin subunit 1-like. The coding region runs from base 372 to 2465 and encodes 697 amino acids. Gene Ontology annotation, biological process: muscle structure development; actin cytoskeleton organization. Gene Ontology annotation, cellular component: Z disc; adherens junction; stress fiber. The record is from RefSeq and is a predicted model, not a curated record. Gene Ontology annotation, molecular function: muscle alpha-actinin binding; actin binding. Lineage: Eukaryota; Metazoa; Arthropoda; Insecta; Hymenoptera; Diprionidae. The transcript has 12 exons.
AUCAGGUAUCGAAAGAUCACCGAAUGACUAACUCGCUACGAGCCUCUUCACCGUUGCGGGAAUAAUUACCACGUAUGAGAUUAAUCAUCCUUGAUUGGGCGAUUACUUGGACGCGAACUGGACCUGAAUGAGGAAAAGGUCUACCGCGUUAAUUUUAAAAUAACAAGAAGCCAACGAUGUGUCCAAUUUAAAUUCCCCCGGGUACUGCUCCACUUUUCGAUUUUCGGAUUUGUGCACUUUAUGACGUGGUAGUUUAAAUCAAAUUUGUGAUACGUAAAGGAAGCCUCGAUUCGUUAGUUUGAAUGGAUUACGGAACAGCGAUAUAUAAUGCGAUUCCUCAUAGACUGCAGUGGCUAACCAUGUAGAGUAAAAUGGCGAUUGACAUUAAGUUCACAAAGUUCGACAACACACCAUGGGGCUUUCGUCUAGCGGGCGGCAGUGACUUUCCGCAACCAUUAACAGUCAUUAGAGUAACGGAAGGCAGCCUCGCGGAGUGCAUGGGACUUCGAGUAGGUGAUAUUGUUGUCAGAUUGAAUGAUCAGCCCAUCAGCAGUUACACUCACGGAAGGGCCCAGGAAGCUUUGGUAUUAGCGGGAAACAACUUUGUCUUGGGUGUUCUCAGGAGUGAAGACAGUGAGAAAGUCAUCGAAGCCAUUCAGCAGGAAAACAUCGUCCCCUAUAAUAUUCCACUUGAGGAACUAAAACCCGUCUAUUCUCCGGAAGUGCCAGAAGAAUCUGUACCUGAACCUUGCACGACCGAAUUUUCGGAAUCUGAAAGAAUGUCCGAAACUCCGGAAAAAGUUGUAGAUCCUGACGAAGAAGCACUCAUGAGCAAACCUAUGGACGCAAACAGCGAGGUUGUGGCGAAUAAAAAUUUAACAGACGAAGAAAUAGCUCAGCUGAUCCUCGAGGAGGAAGAAUUGUUGCCGGAACAGGGGGUUCUCGGAGUUAACUUUAAAAAGCUCAGACCCCGAGCCGCGCUGCUGAAAGAGUCUAAAGUCCUGGAGGAACUCCAAAAAAUCGAGACGGCGGACCCUCCUCAGGUUCAGGAACUGAAACGCUCCACAACUUUCCUCCAGAAGCCUCAACGACCCCCACCUCUGCCUAAGACAGAACCGGAACAGCCGAAGGGCGAGCAAUAUCGCGUCGUGAUCCAGAAGCAGAAAAAGAAGAGCUUCAUCGAACGGCUCACAGAAAAAGGGCUUCUUGGCCCGAUUCCCUCGCCGGAGCCGCCGUCCCAGAAGACCACACCUGCACCAACGCCAACGGCGACACCAGAACCUCCAGUUUGUAAUUCCGAAGAAGAAUUAUCGCGACCAGAAUCAAAGGCUGACGGGAUGACGGAAGUUAUCGAAGAAAUUACUGAGGUUGUUGAGUGGGGCGAUUGCGGGGAGCAAGAUUCUGUUCGAACCGAAGAAAUAACUUGCGAAACUCAUGAAUCAGAGAUAAGUAUUGAACAAAUAUCUGUGCCCAAAUUCGACAAAGAAAAGAUGAAAGAGCUGGUGACCACAGAGCUGAAUCUCGAGAAGCAAUUGGAAAGCGUACAGAGCCAACUACUAGCUCUCAAGCAAUUGCCCAGCGAGAUAGAAACACAUUUAAGAAUCGUUUCGGAACAACUGUACAAAAUAAUGGAACUCAGCGGAGUGAGUAAAGACAGUCUGAGCAGUAGUCGUCUAGCAUCAGAGCAAAAUUCCGAAGUGACCAAGGAAAUAACCGAGGGAGACUACUCGGAACAGGUAGAGGACGAACAAAGUUUGAUGAUCGACGAAGAGCAUCACUAUGAAGAAAUUAUCGAUGACAUAAGGGAGAAUGGAGAAGAGGAAAAUAGAGACGAAGAUCAAAGUCACGGGGAUGAGAAGCCUAGUGCGGCACCGUCCGAAGCUGACGAUGUUCCAAAGAUAGUCGAGCCUGUCGAAGAGAUAGAGGUGAAGGACGAUAGGGUAAAGAAAUUUGUCAUAUCCUACGAGACGCAGAUCAUAAGAUCGAGAGAUGCAAGUCCAGCAUUAUCCGACAGGAGCUUUAAACCAGACCCGAACUUGUCGCCAAAAGAUCAAGUCAUACAAGAAUUACAGCAAAAACAGGGGAGAAAACACUCGAAAGACCUCUGGCCCCAGGCUAAACAGGUCGAGCUAACCUACGGGAGGAGGUGGAGGUGUCCGAAUGACUUUUUCAAUGACGAAAUGAUCGCCGAGGUUUUAUCUUCCCAAGCCGAAGUUCUAAACGGCCGAGCGCUUGGGAUAAAUUUCAAGAAAUACGAGAAAACAAACCUGCCGAACUACGACCACCUGAUGAAUUCUUCGGCUUAUAAAAUGAUCCACAAAAUGGAGGCAGAACCGCAAAAAGGGAUCCCGGUUCGACCAGCCAAGGUUAUCGCGGCGGAAGAUAUCCUCGAACGAGUCAAAUCACCAACUCCCAGUGUUAUAGAGGAUCAAACUACCGAGCGCACAACGAUCACCGAUAAUUAAAUUUUUACGGAUAAUACUAUAAUAUAAUGAAUAGAAUUCUAACCAUACAAAUAUAAUAAAUUACAGUAAGUAAGUGGCCGAGUCGCUUGUUUCGAGUAAGAAUUUACUAGAUAAGGAAAAAUAAAUGAAAUAAAAUGUAAACUUAGCUUGAUAGUAAUUAAACUUACUGUACGAUAAAAUCAUUUUACUGUAUAAUAUUUAUUGC